Mesocestoides corti is the source of this 2805-nucleotide messenger RNA. Lineage: Eukaryota; Metazoa; Platyhelminthes; Cestoda; Cyclophyllidea; Mesocestoididae. The record is from the annotation of a GenBank genome assembly.
AUGGCAUCUGUUGUUUACUUCAAGUUUAAGUCUAGUGUUAAGACUGAUUCUGUUUCUUUUGAUGGGUCUGCAAUAUCGGUAAAAGAUCUUAAAAAUGCAAUCAAAAACAAGUGUUGUUUGCAUUCAACAGAAUUGGACCUAAAACUUGAGGACAAUUCGGGGAAAGAAUUCGCCAAGGACAGUGAAUUGAUUCCUAAAUUCACGAGCAUUAUUGUCCGUCGUGUUCCGAAGCCUAGUAAUGAGUCUCAUAAAAGAAAACCUAUUCAAGCGUCUGGCGCAAAGGAAAUCAAGGUGAUCACAAAUUUGGCAGAUUCUGACCUUACGGAGGAAGAAAAAAUACGAGUGAUGAUUGACCGGUCUUCUGAAGCUUUUUCGUCCAAGAAGUAUGAGGUCUUGGUUUUUGUCGAUGAUUUUAGUUAUGCUGUAAAAGCGAAGGCCUAUGGGGUUCCUCCCCCAGGAUAUGCUUGUCACAAGUGUAAUCAGUCCGGCCACUGGAUUCAUGACUGCCCUGGCAUUAAGGAUCUCAGGGGCAAUCUUGUGGAUUCCAAAACUGUUAAACGCCCUACUGGUAUCCCCCAAGAUUUCUUGGUGAGAGUUGAUCCAGGCACUCCUGGUGCUUACCUUGAUAAAAGCGGACGGUACAUGGUUCCCAUCAAGGAUGCGGAGGCUUAUUCUCAGAAAAAGAAGGAAAAACGCGCUUUUUCUCUUGAGGAAAACCCUCCUUACGUACCCCCUCAAGAGCGUACGCCUUCGGAAGGUUUAGUCUGUCCUCUCUGUAAGAAAUUACUCAGGGAUGCUGUUUUGAUAACCUGCUGUGGGACAUCUUAUUGCAAUGAAUGUAUAACAAACCAACUAUUUGACACCGGGUCCCAGAAGUGUCCAAACUGUGAGUCACCUGUCGUAAAGUAUGACAGCGCCAUUAUUGAAAAUGCCGCAAUGCGUCGCGCAGUUAUGGAUUGGUUGAAAGCCAGUGGUUCUCCUGAUAUCACAAAUUCCACGGCGUCGCCAGAGCUUAUUCAGUUAAAAAGCAUUACCCCAGAGCCUGAGAAAGUCGUUCGCCGACUACUUAAGCCGAAACAACCAGCAAUCUCGGAUUUUGUGAAAGCGGCGGCUCAGGAAACCGGGUCUCCAGUGCAAAGAACCUCCGAUGAAAUGAAGACUCCAAACUUAGAGGGAUGUGAUUCAACGAGUAACGAUACUGCCAUAAGAACCGGAAACUCUUCAGAGCCAUUAUGCUCAAAAACUGUACCAUUCCUGCCUAAAUCAGAAUCGUCUGUUACCCUUGUUAAAAGUUUCCCCAUUGACCCUCAAACCCUUCCUGUUGUUUCUAAUACAAGUAGCGUUGCCAACCUGCCUUGUGCAACCUCAUUUGGAGCUGGAGGCGGGGCCUCUGUGGUGCCGCCUGUCCCAGUUGUCACAUCCCUUUAUAGUAAUACGCCGUUAGUCUUCCCAAGCGAGGGCUCGUCCCUCGCGAACGCAAUGUAUAGUGCAAACCUUGCAGCCGGUAUGCCUGCGGUAGGUGCUGCCCAGGCUCCACUUGCUACCGUCUUUUCAAGCAAUUCUCUGGUAUCGUCUAAUAGCAUUUGGCAACCACCUGAUGUGUCAUUCUUGGGCAGUGUGGAUCAGAGCAAUUUGCUUAACUCUGGAGGUGUGUUCCCUUCAGUCAACCCGCUUGUGGAUCUGCACAACGCAGUUGGCGUCGACAAACUUCUUUCAAAGGAGGAGUUUUACCGCGUGAAGCGACAACUAAUGGAGGAGUCUUCGCAUAGAAGAACUCGUCGUUCUCAUAGUCGAGACUCACAGCCUUCACGGCGUAGUGGAAUCGAAAGUCGCAGAAGAGCAGCGCCGGAUUAUUAUUCUCGAAAGCGUGACGACGAUAGGCGGUCGCGAAAGCGCUCACCUCCACGUCACCGUUUGCGAUCUCGCAGCAGUGAGUCCGAUCAUCGACAAACGAGCACUAAGGGAGAAAGCUUAUUCGUGGAGGACUACGAUACAUGGCGACGCAAGAAGGCGCGUCGACAGCAGAUGGAAGCCGUAGCAGGUGAAUGUCGCAGGCGUCUUUCGCCAUUUCGUGGAACUCGCCGUAGAAGUGAUUCACUUCUUUCUUCUCCUCUUCGAGGCGAUAAACGAGAAGCCUCACCUCGCGGAACUCAUGUGGAACGGUAUCGCCGAUAUGCAGAGGAGUCGGACAAAUCUCGACUCCGAAGCCCAUUUCCGAGCGGAAGUCCUGGUCGGAAUUCAUUGGAAACAACUUCACCAUGCUGUGGAAGUAAUCGACAUCAGGAACGGAGAUGUCGUCACGAGGGUUCGGAUGUUUCUAGGAUAAAAUCCUCAUCAAAGCUGCCCUCUAAAUUAUCCGAAAAUAUCAUCCCCUCCGUUCCUGAUCCUUCAAACGAAGUCGAUCUUGAGGGGCUUGACGCGAAAGCCCUCAAAAAAAUUCGUAAACAGCAGAAGAAGGCCAAGCGAGAGAAAAAGCUGGCGAGACGGGCUGCCAGGGCUCAGAAAUCAGCUGGUUUAUCUGGUGGAUCGGAUAAAGGAAUCUACGAUGAUCUUGAUGGAAUCUCACCCGUGAUGUUUGGAGAUGAGGACAAUGACGGAGAAGCGGUUGCGAAUGUAAAACGUGAGAAGAAAAAGAAGAGAAAGCACAAGUUUGUGCGCCGGGUUGAUUCCGAGGCUGAUUCCGAUGGCGAUUCUCGUCGCAAAUCAAAAAGGAAGCGUAAAGAAAAAAAGUCAAAACGAUAUCACGACAAUGUUGAACAGAGAGUAGUUGGAGAAGACAUGGAAGAAUCCCUUGAGGUUUGCUGA